Molecule: messenger RNA, 4629 nt
Organism: Cadophora gregata
Lineage: Eukaryota; Fungi; Ascomycota; Leotiomycetes; Helotiales; Ploettnerulaceae
Exons: 7
Coding region: 1-3231 (1076 amino acids)
Source: RefSeq, a predicted model, not a curated record
AUGAGAACCGCCCAGCUUGGCGUUGUUGCCAGCUUGGGAUUCGGGGUCUUCGCCCAAGGAGGCGGCUGGGACAUCAAACCUCAGCCUUGGAUCACUUCUCAAAGUAAUGGUUGGGAUAUAAAGCGUCAACCGUGGUCUUCAUCAACGCAACAAUGGAGUGAGUCAGGCCAAUGGAGCGAGCAGUGGAAGUGGACAGCAAAUCAACAACUUCCUGCUGCCCCUGGUUCUGCUUGGCAAUUCUCUCAAUCGAAUACUGUUGCUCCUCCUCUGCCUGCUGGCGCAUCGUCGUCAGGGAAAUGGACAUGGAUCCCCGCUCCCACAUCUGGUGGCUUCUAUUGGAGUUAUUCAUCUUCAUCUUCGUCAUCUCCGUCUUCUUCAUCUCAAGGACUUGGUCCAGCGCCUGGUACACCUUGGCAAUUCUCGCAAUCCAACACCGCACCACCUCCAUUGCCUGCUGGUCAGUCUAAUGGAAGCUGGAAAUGGAUUUCUGGUCCGUCUGGCGGUUACUAUUGGAGCUUUAUUCCUGGUCCAAAGCAGGAUCUUCCACCGCCUCCUGGCACGGCUUGGCAAUUCUCUCAGUCGAACAGUGUCGCACCUCCUUUGCCCGCAGGAUCAACUUCUGGUACUUGGAAGUGGAUAUCUGCGCCUUCAGGUGGAGGAUAUUACUGGAGCUUCAUUGCCGGACCUAAGCAAAAUUUGCCGGCAGCACCAGGCACUCCCUGGAUAUUUUCCACAUCAUCAACAACCGCACCUCCACUGCCUGCAGGGGUUUCAGGCUCCGGUACUUGGAAAUGGGUGAGCAGUCCUGAUGAAAAUGGUUACUUCUGGUCUUUUAUUCCUUCUGGAAAACAGCCAGCAACUCAGCAGAAGCUCCCCGAUCCACCAACAGGAGGAUCUGGAUGGAUCUUCUCAUCUUCGUCGACUACACCACCUCCAUUGCCUGCUGGUGCGUCUACAUCAGGAACUUGGAAAUGGGUUUCUGCUCCAAACGGAAACGGAUACUACUGGUCGUACAUUUCCUCGCCUCAAUCUCCGCAGCAGCAACUGCCGCCGCCCCAGUCAGGAUCGACAGAAUGGAUCUUCUCCCCAUCAAAGACCACACCUCCGGCACUGCCAGCAGGAAUUUCAGGUACAGCAGGCACAUGGAAAUGGGUAUCUGCACCAACUGGAAAUGGCUAUUACUGGUCUUUCACACCUUCUUCUCAGCAGCUUCCUGCUACAAAGCCAGGCUCAACUGGAUGGGUGUUUUCUCCUUCGAACAAGGAACCUCCCACUAUAUCUGGAAUUUCAGGCUCAGGAUCAUGGACGUGGGUAUACAGCCAGUCCGGGAAUGGUUAUUACUGGAGCUGGACACCUGGUGCACCGCAGAGCAUUCCUGCAGGCUUCCAAGGAGGUUUCGUAACGCCGGAUUCCGGUACAACAGGACAACAAGGUCAAGGCACCAAACCUAGCACUGGAAGUGGAGGCUCGUUUGAUACAAAGCCUAGUACGGGUACAGGGUUCGGAGGAUCCUUCGACAGAAAACCCGAUACUCAGGGUGGAAAUAUCCCAGGCCAACCAGAUCAAACUUCUGGAGGCGUCUCGUUCCAACCAGGUCAUCAGGGUGGAUCGUUCCAGCAAGGCGGUGGUCAGCCAUCAACUGGCGGAUUUGAUCAAACAAAACCUGAGACCGGUGGCUCCGGAAAUGUCCCAACUCAAGGCGGAAACAUCCCACAUGGUGGGGGUCAACCGCAAACAGGGGAUCAGCCUAUCAAAGGUCCAUUUGGAGGCAGCUUCGACCAAACUGGUCGACCAGUCACUGGAGGAGACAUACCUACACAAGGAGGCACAGGUAACGUCCCCAGUCAAGGUGGGAAUGUUCCGCAGGGUGGAAGUCAAGGACAAGCUCCCGUCAAAGGUCCUUUUGGAGGCAGUUUCGACCAAAGUGGAAGACCUGUCACUGGAGGAGAUUUACCCGCACAGCAAGGAACUCAAGGAGGCACAGGUAACAUUCCGACCCAGGGUGGUGAUAUCCCACAAGGGGGAACGCAGCCGCAGACUGGUGAUCAAGGACAAGUACCCAUCAAGGGUCCGUUUGGAGGUAGCUUCGAUCAAAGUGGCAAGCCGAUCACUGGAGGUGUGCCAUCCGGGGGUACACAAGGCUCUGGAAAUGUCCCCAUUCAAGGCGGAACACAACCUGGGGAUCAGGGGCAAGCUCCUAUCAAAGGCCCAUUCGGAGGUAGCUUUGAUCAGACUGGUAAGCCAAUCACCGGGGAUGUACCAUCUGGGGGAACACACGGCACUGGUAAUAUUCCUAUCCAAGGUGGUGAUGUCCCACAAGGAGGUACGCAAGGAACUGGAACUGGAUCUCAACCUCAGACAGGGGAUUCAGGACAAAUUCCAAUCAAGGGGCCUUUUGGUGGAAGUUUCGACCAUACUGGGAAACCAAUUGAUACCUCCGGUCAGCAGGGCACCGGAGGGUCAUCGACAGGUGAUCAGUCAAGUCAACAGCCAAGCGAGCAAGGCCAACAACCCAUUAAGGGUCCAUUUGGAGGCAGCUUUGAUCACACUGGCAAGCCAGUUGAUACCACCACAGGGCAACAAAGUACUGGUGGCGUUCCAGUGAGCCCCUCCACCGGAGAUCAACAAACCCAACAGCCAAGUGAGCAAGGCCAGCAACCCAUCAAGGGCCCAUUCGGCGGUAGUUUCGACCAAAGCAGCCGUCCCAUCGAAGCAGGAGGCUCAACAUCCGGCUCCCACAGUAGCGGAAACAUCCCCAUCCAGCAACCAGGCCAAACAGGCGACCAAACAUCGCAGAAUCCGCAAACCGGCGGCACAGGAUCUAUUCCCAGCUCAUCCGGAGACACCGGCGUCAUCAAAGGUUCAUUCGGAGGCUCGUUCGACCAAAGUGGUAGGCCUGUUGACACUACAAAGCCUGUUGAAGGCGGAGGCUCGACGUCUGGUUCGCAUGAGAGUGGUGGAGUUCCUGUACAGCAGCCAGGCGAGACGGGUCAGACGCCGCUUAAUCCGGACGGAUCGCAUCCUAGUGCUGGAGGAGAAGAUGUGGUUAAGGGUCCAUUCGGGGGAUCUUUUGACUCAACUGGUAAACCGGUUGAUGUUUCGAAGGGGUCGCAAGGGACGUACAAGUGCCCGCCGAGGAGCCGUAUUGAGCUUCUAGAUGCUCCGACUGUGCCUGAAGCUGUUUGUCCAACUUGUAAGCUAAUGGAUCCCUCUCUUUUGCCUUUGAAGUAAUUUUCAAGUAAAAGUACUGACUCAACCUCCACACUCCAGCCCAGGAUAGAAGAUAUGCCGUCGGUCCAGACAAAUCCUUCUACAUCCUCUGCUGUCGCCAUGUUGACGGCGGCAAGAAAGAGAUCACUGUCAUUCCAGACGUCCCAUCUCUGCAAUACUGCAUCCACAUCUGCGCCGGCACCCCGAACUGCAAGUCGUGAGUCUCCCCACUCUCCUUCCAGCUCCUUAUUUCUUGAUCCUACACCGUGCUAACAUGAACACCACAGCGUCCUCUACACAGCCCGCCAAGGUUCCAACAGCAAAUACCCAAUCAAAACCUGCCAACUCUUCGAGCACGGAAACUACGACGUCCAAACCCCCUGCAACAACGACGCCCACGACUCCGCAUACCUGAUCGAACCUCCAACAUCCACUACCGGCGAGAUCCCCCCACAGCCACCAGUUCAGGUCGAUCCUCCGAUCUCUCCUCCCCCGAUCUCAACACCGGACGUCGUGCCUCCUCAACGUCCCAUCGCGGUCGACGUCCCGCCCUCGUUCAUCAUGCUUCCGCCGGGUAUUUCGGAGCAGUGUGUGCAGAAUGUGUUUGCGGCGAUUAGGUGUGGGACUUGUGCGGGGUGCUAAGUGGGUUGAAGAGUGGGUUUCUUUCGUUUUGGGGAUGGGUGUGUAGUGUUGAGGUGAGGUGACUUGAGGCGAUACCGUGUUUUCCAGAUCUUGUGGCCUACUGUCUCUCAACUUCUUCAGAAAGGAAGAGAAGAGAGCAACGGGGAAAGCAGAUCUGCAUUUUUGGGUAAAGCUGAUAGUCGAAGAAUGACAUCCUUGUGGUGCUGAAUCGUUCGUGACUUCCGUGGGAUGUGUGAUGUGAUUCGAGUUUUGUGUUCGUUUCGUACUUUGGAUUUGACCUGAUAUCUUUGGUGAUAUAUUUGUAAACGUCCGUCACACCCAUCACUCCAGCAUCUCGUCGAGUAAUUAACCGCAACAGCUGAGGGCGGAUGAUGGGGAGAAAUCCGGUCGAUGUGUACGGUGAUUUCCCAAGGAUAAGAACUCCAUGGUUGCCUCUCUUCGGAACUUCAAGUGCACAACACGAUGCACUACAUGAUAACACCCAAACUAGAACAAGCCCAGCUCAGGAGACGAACAAACACCCGUGUACCUCUCUCAGUGAGCAAGUGGGUCGACCCUCCUCUCCAAAACAGUGGAUCCAUUCCAUUACUCAACUCACCCUUUCCCCAAAGCCGCUUCCCGCAUCCUCCUCGGCACACAAAUAUCCCUCCUCCCUCAUCUACCCAAAUAACAAAAUUCCCGACAUCACGACACCUGAUAAGGAUCGCGUAAGUACUUACUCACUCAUCAUCUGACGAUGAUUUAUGAAUCAGAACAAAAUACUAAUAUAUGAUAACA